AUGCCCUCUCCUGUGAAACAGGCAGGGAAGAGAUGCCGUUGAGCCGUCAUCUUCUCAGAGGUGUGGAAACGGCUGCUGCCCCUCCAGUCCAGGGCCCCUUUUCCUUUGAGGAGGUGGCCGUGUAUUUCACCGUGGCAGAGUGGGCCCUGCUGGAUCCGGGACAAAGAGCUCUGUACAGGGAACAGAGGAUGAUCAGAGAAAUGAGGAGAGUGCGGAACAUCAUCAGCAAAGGCCACAUAGAGUUCAAAAUGAAGACUUGGAAGAAAACGUCAGGAAUCGUGGGACACCUAAGAGACAGAAAAAAGUACUUCAGAAAUAGAUCACAGCUCCUUAUGUACCGAAGAAUACAUAGAGGUGAGGAACCUUUUCAAUGCUCACUGUGUGGAAAGAGAUUCGGUGACAGUAGCACUCUUCAGAAGCAUCAGAGAACCCACACAGGGGAGAAACCAUUUGAAUGCUCACUGUGUGGAAAGAGAUUCAGUCACAGUAGCAGUUUUCAAUAUCAUCAAAGAACCCACACAGGGGAGAAACCUUUUGAAUGCUCAGAUUGUGGAAAAAGAUUCAGUCGGAGUGGCAGUCUUCAGCGGCAUCAAACAACCCACACAGGGGAGAAACCUUUUGAAUGUUCGGAUUGUGGAAAAAGAUUCAGUCGGAGCAGCAAUCUUCAGGAGCAUGAAAGAACUCACACAGGGGGAAAACCAUUUGAAUGCUCAGAGUGUGGAAAGAGAUUCAGUCACGGUAGAAGUCUUCAAUAUCAUCAAAGAACCCACACAGGGGAGAAACCUUUUGAAUGCUUAGAGUGUGGAAAGAGAUUCAGUCACAGUAGCAGUCUUCAAUAUCAUCAAAGAACCCACACAGGAGAGAAACCUUUUGAAUGCUCAUUGUGUGGAAAGAGAUUCAGUCACAGUGGCAGUCUUCAAUGUCAUCAAAGAAUCCACACAGGGGAGAAACCUUUUGAAUGCUCGAAGUGUGGAAAGAGAUUCAGUCACAGUAGUAGUCUUCAAUAUCAUCAAAGAACCCACAGAGGAGAGAAACCUUUUGAAUGCUCAGAGUGUGGAAAGACAUUCAUUCACAGUGGAAGACUUCAGUAUCAUCAAAGAACCCACACAGGGGAGAAGCCUUUUGAAUGCUCAGAGUGUGGAAAGACAUUCAGUCAGAGUAGCCAUCUUCAAAAGCAUCAGAGAAGCCACACAGGGGAGAAACCUUUUGAAUGCUUAGAGUGUGGAAAGAGUUUCAGUCGGAAAGCCCAUCUUCAACGGCAUCAGAGAAUCCACACAGGAGAGAAACCUUUUGAAUGCUCAGAGUGUGGGAAGAGAUUCAGUCAAAGUAACAGUCUUCAAUAUCAUCAGAGAACCCACACAGGGGAGAAACCUUUUGAAUGCUCAGAGUGUGGAAAGAGAUUCAGUGACAGUUGCAUUCUUCAGAAUCACCAAAGAACCCACACAGGGGAGAAACCUUUUGAAUGCUCAGAGUGUGGGAAGAGAUUCAGUGAGCGUGGUACUCUUCGGAAGCAUCGAAGAACCCACACAGGGGAGAAACCCUGUGAAUGCUCAGAGUGUGGAAAGACAUUCAGUCGGAGUGGCAGUCUUCAGAAGCACCAAAGAACCCACACAAGGGAGAAAACUUUUGAAUGCUCAGAGUGUGGAAAGAAAUUCAGUGUCCAGGGGAAACUUCAACGGCAUCAGAGAACCCACACAGGGGAGAAACCUUUUGAAUGCUCAGAGUGUGGAAAGAGAUUCAGUGACAGUUGCAUUCUUCAGAAACACCUAAGAACCCACACAGGGGAGAAACCUUUUGAAUGCUCAGAGUGUGGGAAGAGAUUCAGUGAGUGUGGUACUCUUCGGAAGCACCGCAGAACCCACACAGGGGAGAAACCUUUUGAAUGCUCAGAGUGUGGAAAGAGAUUCAGUGACAGUGGCAAUCUUCAGAAGCAUCUGAGAACCCACACAGGGGAGAAACCUUUUGAAUGCUCAGUGUGUGGAAAGAGAUUCAGUCAGAAUGGCAGUCUUCAAAAGCAUCUGAGAAUACACAGAGGGGAGAAAUCUUUUGAAUGUUCAGUUUGUGGAAAGAGAUUCAUUGACAGUUCUAGUCUUCAAAAGCAUCAGAGAACCCACACAGGGGAGAAACCUUUUGAAUGCUCAGUGUGUGGAAAGAGGUUCAGUCAGAAUGGCAAUCUUCAACAGCAUCAAAGAACCCACAGAAGGGAGAAACCUUUUGAAUGCUCAGAGUGUGGGAAGAGAUACAGUCACAGUGGCACUCUUCAGAAGCAUCUUAGAGUCCACACAGGAGAGAAACCAUAUGAAUGCUCAGAGUUUGGAAAGAGAUUCAUUGACAGUUCUACUCUUCAACAGCAUCAGAGAACCCACACAGGGGAGAAACUAUUUGAAUGCUCAGUGUGUGGAAAGAGAGUCAUUGACAGUUCUAGUCUUCAACAGCAUCAGAGAACCCACACAGGGGAGAAACCUUUUGAAUGCUCUGUAUCCAGGCCUGAUUCUGAUGAAGGAACCACCCCAUGAUAGGCUCCUAUGGCAUGGCAAUGCGACCCCAGCGAAUGAGGCCAACCCUGUCCCACAAAGCUCGCUGAUACGUCAUCAGCCCAUCCACCUCCCUUCCAGCAGCAGUAGCUGUCAUCCCAGAUGGCCAAAUGAGGGCAAGGGGAGCAGGCAAUGGUACAGGCCACGGAUGAGCUGAGGACAAACUUCAGUGGCAGCUGAGCUGAGAGGAAGCAGGGAGAGCAGCAGGAAGUGGCCAGAGCCCCAGGAGGCUGCGGAAAGCCUGGGUGGAGACAGAAUCCUGGGAGACGCCAGGCCCUGGUGGGAGGACACACCCCCUUGCCUCAGAGCAGUAUUCCCCAGGCUUCUCUCAGAGCGGUAUU
Messenger RNA from Gekko japonicus, 2875 nucleotides. Its product is annotated as oocyte zinc finger protein XlCOF6-like. Gene Ontology annotation, cellular component: nucleus. NCBI's taxonomy places the organism in Eukaryota, Metazoa, Chordata, Lepidosauria, Squamata, Gekkonidae. The coding region runs from base 33 to 2516 and encodes 827 amino acids. The transcript is spliced from 5 exons. Gene Ontology annotation, biological process: central nervous system development; regulation of transcription by RNA polymerase II. The record is from RefSeq and is a predicted model, not a curated record. Gene Ontology annotation, molecular function: DNA-binding transcription factor activity, RNA polymerase II-specific; RNA polymerase II cis-regulatory region sequence-specific DNA binding.